UUGUGUUCAGAGACCCGGAUUUGAGUCACAACCUGCACAUCAGAGAGGCAGAGUGGUGAUGAGUUGGUGCAUCCAUGAACACACGACGGCGUCACGGUCCUAGAAGCAGUCAGGAUGGGGUGUAUACUGGACUGUCUCAGACCCAGUCCCAGCUGGAAACCCCCCUGGCUGUCCUAGCACCCAUCGCCCCUGUCAUAGACACGUUCAGCAUGUCCUGCCGAGACCGUACCAGCGAGUUUCAGUCGGCGUGCAAGUCCCUGCAGGGGAGACAGAAUGGAGCACAACCUGUCAGAGCUCUCAACAGUGCAGUCACACAGCGGAGUGAAUUCACACUCUUGGCGAAGCGAAUUGGAAGAGACCUCAGCAACACUUUUGCCAAGUUGGAGAAGCUCACAAUCCUCACCAAAAGAAAGUCCCUUUUUGAUGACAAAGCAGCUGAAAUUGAUGAACUCACUUACAUUGUGAAGCAGGACAUUAACAGUCUAAAUAAGCAGAUAGCUGGCCUGCAGGAACUCAUCCAAUCACGGGGUGGACAGAAUGGCAGACAUCUUCAGACGCAUUCCAACACCAUCGUAGUCUCGUUACAGUCCAAAUUGGCGUCAAUGUCGAGUGACUUCAAGUCAGUCCUGGAAGUCAGAACAGAGAACCUAAAGCAGCAGAGAAGCAGGCAAGAGCAAUUUUCUCAGACUCCUGCCUCACCCUCCUCUUUCCACGCCAACAGCUUCAACAAUUCGGUGCUCAUGCAGGACGACUCCAAGAAGAUGGAUAUAUCUAUCGAUAUGGACCUCAGCUCCAGUCAGCAGAUGCAGUUAAUCAGUGAACGGGAGUCAUACAUUCAGAGCCGUGCUGACACGAUGCAGAAUAUAGAGUCCACCAUUGUGGAGCUGGGAUCCAUAUUUCAGCAGCUGGCUCAUAUGGUGAAAGAACAGGAAGAGACUGUACAAAGAAUUGAUGCUAAUGUCGAGGACACUCAGCUGAACGUGGAUCUCGCGCACACAGAGAUACUCAAAUAUUUCCAGUCUGUGUCCAACAACCGCUGGCUGCUCAUCAAGAUGUUCCUAAUCCUCAUCCUUUUUUUCAUUGUCUUUGUGGUUUUCAUGACCUGA
This is a messenger RNA of Carassius carassius (crucian carp), 1106 nucleotides long. Its product is annotated as syntaxin-5-like. The record is from RefSeq and is a predicted model, not a curated record. The transcript is spliced from 11 exons. NCBI's taxonomy places the organism in Eukaryota, Metazoa, Chordata, Actinopteri, Cypriniformes, Cyprinidae. The coding region runs from base 75 to 1106 and encodes 343 amino acids. Gene Ontology annotation, molecular function: SNAP receptor activity; SNARE binding. Gene Ontology annotation, biological process: vesicle fusion; intracellular protein transport; endoplasmic reticulum to Golgi vesicle-mediated transport. Gene Ontology annotation, cellular component: endomembrane system; SNARE complex; Golgi membrane.